GUUUGUUCUUGCAUAUCAACAAUCUUUUCAGCCAAUUCAAGGACGACUUCAAUAUGUCAACUCCUUUGAUUAAUGUUCUUCUAACCUCAUUCCCUGGUCUGGGACUACCGCGUACUCUCAACAUCCAAGUACCCGCUACGUCGACUGUCGCAGAAGUAGAGCAUAUUAUCUCGAGACGGCUACCAGACAAUGCGACAAAUCUAAAUCUAACCACGACCUCGAACAAGCUUCUUUCUUCAUGUAGAGCAGAUCUGAUCACAAGUCUUCUAGAUGAGGGGGGUCCCUUUCUCCCUCUGCGACUCUCCGCAAGUCUUUGCGGUGGGAAGGGUGGUUUCGGCUCCCAGUUACGUGCAGCAGGUGGUCGAAUGUCUUCACGAAAGAAGCGUGGUCAAGGCGAACAAAACGGAUCUGCACGCACUAUUGAUGGGCGUCGAAUACGCACUGUGAAUGAGGCGAAGGCUUUAGCAGAGUACUUGGCCAUCAAGCCUGAAAUGGACAAGCGCGAGCGAGAGGAGAGACGUAACAGGCUUGAGGAGAUUGUGCGGAGCACAGAGGCGCGGAAAGCUGAAAUACUCAACGGUAGCAAGGGCCGUAUGGAUGGAGAGUGGCUAGAGUCGAAGGAGGAGGCGGCCGAAAAGGCCAGGGAGGCUGUCUUGAAGGCGUUGCGGGAGGGUGAUAUAAAAGGUGUCUUUGGGGAGGAACAAAGAGAGAGCGAUACUAGCGGGAGUGCUUCAGACGAAGGAGAAGGAAGUGAAAGUGAGCAUGAAAAAUUGGAGGGUUCAACGCAGGAGCGACUUGUAAAACCGGCACAAACGGCACCAAGGAGAUAUUUUGGAUGGGACGAGGAUGAGCUGAGUGACAGCGAGGAAGAAGAGGAAGAGAUACAAGACAAGGGAGAGGUUGACGAAAUGUCUCCCGAGACAAUAGCCUCGAGAUCGAAGGGGAAAGCCAAAGUCUGAAAUCAGGGCUUCAUACUAUCCUAGUGCAGUUGUGCGCUCAUGUUUCCAAGUGGCAGUCCUAUCCCCACAGUCUUACAUAUUCAUAUCAAGCUCAAACCCAGUGCCAACGUCGGUGGAGAAAAGUCAUGGCCUGUGCUAUUUUAAGUGUGGCCAAUUCUGUUGUUGGUAGCGACAAUGACGAUCUUUGAACACUCUUGCGACGUCGACGAUUGCGCCACUGGAUCACAAGUUCAAGCGCUGGAUGACUUCCGUCACACGGGUAAGUCACAGCCGCACAUACAGUACUCUGUCGAAAUAUGGCUAUCGAGCAGGAACUGGCGAAGUCCAUCACUUAACUCAGCUCUUUCGUACUCAGUACGG
Messenger RNA from Verruconis gallopava, 1319 nucleotides. RefSeq lists its product as uncharacterized. Lineage: Eukaryota; Fungi; Ascomycota; Dothideomycetes; Venturiales; Sympoventuriaceae. Bases 54 to 959 code for a protein of 301 amino acids. The record is from RefSeq and is a predicted model, not a curated record. Gene Ontology annotation, cellular component: nucleus. The transcript has a single exon.